This is a messenger RNA of Cydia splendana, 918 nucleotides long. RefSeq lists its product as uncharacterized. The record is from RefSeq and is a predicted model, not a curated record. Gene Ontology annotation, cellular component: extracellular matrix. The annotation marks the transcript as partial. Lineage: Eukaryota; Metazoa; Arthropoda; Insecta; Lepidoptera; Tortricidae. The transcript is spliced from 2 exons.
UUACAGAUAAUUCUGUCAUUAGUGGCGUGCAUCACUGCAGAAACCUGGUUAUCGAGAAGCACAGCGGCCACCGACAACCAAAUUCGUUUUGCGAUAGAAAACAAAUACGAUCACACAGGCCCUGGAGCAGAAGGGCCUGAAUAUGCUUACAAAACCUACCAAAAUUUAGAUGACGCUAUACUCGCGUACAUGAACGACCCAGACACACAACUACCAGAAUAUGAAAAAACGAGAGCGAUUCAAAAAUUCACACGACCCGCUUAUACAUCCAACAGCAUUAAUAAUAUCGAACCUAUUCCUAGAUAUCAACCAAAAACUGUCGAUGAAUAUACUGGUUAUAAAUCCCCGCAAAGCCAAAACCAAAACAUCCAAGAAUACGCUAUUUUUAAGCCUCAAAGUAUAAUAAACCAAAACCUUGACACCGACUUCAAGGGCUGGAAACCUUUCCAGCUCGUAAAACGCACAAAGCCUAUUGACGAAUCUACAUACUAUAAAUCCACACCAAGUGGAGCUGGCUUGAACAAUUACCCAAAUGGGAACAAGUUUGGUUUUGAAACAUUAAACAGUGAGGUCCGUCCAGUGCGUGGGAACUCGCCAGCAAGUUUAGCAGAACCUGCGAUUGAGGAGUACGACCCACAUCCCCAAUAUUCCUUCUCUUACGGAGUUCAUGACAAAGGCACGGGUGACUCCAAGUCAGCUCACGAGACGCGUGACGGCGGCACCGUGCGAGGCUACUACACUUUCAUGGACGCAGAUGGCAAGCAGCGCACUGUACACUACACCGCUGAUGAUAAGCUAGGAUUCAGAGCCAGCGUGCAGCGCACUCACAGAAACACACAAUAGGCCUGACACGGGUCGCCAUACGCUACUGCAUCUUCAUAAAGCAGUGCACCGUGCUCUAUUACCUACAUCGCCGAC